CCCUUGUCAGCUUCCACCCCUUCAAGACUUCUCGUGCCAUGACGCUGCCGGCCGGGGGCGUGCAGGCCAAGCCCGGGCUCCGCACAGGCCAGCGGGUGGUGCUGCACGGCCUCGCCAAGGCGGAGCUCAACGGCCACCGCGGCGUGGUGGUGCGCUGGCGCGAGGAUUGCGGUCGCUAUGCCGUGCGCGUGGCUGGCAAGGAGAUGGGCCUGCGCCCGGAGAACCUGAAGCCGGAGGGCGGCGCGGCGGUGGCCCAGGAGAUGGCCAAGAAGCUCAGCGCCAAGGUGGGAGACGGAUCCAUGUACAACCCAGAGGCCUACUCUCGGAUCCCCGGCGCUGGGCCGAAGAUGACCCACUGGGUGGGCCAGGUGAAGGCCGGCCGACGCGUCAUGGUGCGAGCGGAGGAGACCAGCGCAGAGGCGGAGCCGGUGCCGCUGUGGUUCGGGGACCAGGGCUUCGUGAACAGCGCGCCGGUGGAUGUGGCGCUGCUGCUGGAGGAUGUGGGCGACGACGUGGACGCCUGGCCCAGCGCCCUGCAGCGCGCGCUGAGGCGCUUCCCCGAGGCCGCCGGGAGGCUGCGCCAGGUGAAGAAGGACGGGAAGCUGUCUUGGAAGAUCUUCCUCAACAACGGCGGGGUGCCCUUCACCACCGCCUCGGUGCCUCCCUGCGGCCUGCCCUCUGCGGAGGCGCUGCAGCUGGCCUGUCAAGACGACUCCUCCGGAUUCUUUGACACCGGCAUGGCGGAGGGCGAGGAAGAGCCCUUGCUGCGAGUGAAGCUCAUCCACGAGGAGGGCACGGCCCGAGGCCUUUUGGCGGUGUCGUUCCACCACGUGCUCUGCGACAUCUUCGGCUUGGCCGCUCUGCUCCGCGCCUGGCACGGCGAGCUGGACGUCUCCGCCUCCGGCACCUGGGAGCCGCUGAGCCACGACCGUGGUGCCGCGCAGGCGGCCUUCGAUGCGGCGGAGGUGGCGGAGGCUCCGGAGGUGUGGCCGCUGCACUCCCGCGCCACGGAGCGCUGGUGCUUCCUGGCCCGCAGGCUGCGCAGUGGGUUGCGGGGCCGCCCGGACGGCGCCGCCACGCUGUGCUUCGCGGUGCCAGAGGUCAAAGCGGCAGGCGGCGCCUCCAACUUCGAGGCGCUGGUCUGUGGCCUGGCGCAGCGCCUGCGAAGGCAUUGGGUGCUGGUCACCAAGGACUACCGCGCCGCGCUGGGCAAGGCAGCGCCAGGCCAAGGCCUCGAGCGGCUCUUCGCCAACGUAGUGACCCACGGGGUCUCCUUCUCCCCCGACGGCUCCCUGCAGGAGGCCUGCGCCGCCAUGCGCCGCGCCAUCGACGCGGUGUCUCUGGGCUACGUCCGGUGGCACAGUGAGCAGGACCACGCCCAGGGCCUGCCGAACAUCUUCGGGGCUUUGUGCGUGAACACCUGGGGCCAGGCCUUGAGCAGCCUCGACUUCGUGCAGGCCUAUGCCAUCGGCAUGAGGAGCGUGGACGAGCGUGCGGCACGCAUGUGUUUCCCGUUGGACGCCGCCUACAUGCAGGUCUUGCCACAGCCCUCGGGGAUGCAGAGGAUCCUCUUGACGAUGCCUGUCACAGAGAUUGAGGACUUCCUCAAGGACCUGCCUGCAGAGUACGAAGCGCCCCACAUCAGCGAGAUGCGCACGCACGCCUUCCGUGCGCCGCUGCCCGCUUCUGUGCUGGACCGCUUGAACCCUGCGGUGGAGACGCAUCACAUCGUGGCGCGUGUCGCGUGCGUGGGCGACUCCAUCACAUUCUGCGGCUACCCAAAGCUCUUGCAGGCGCACUUUGACCGGGCCGGCAUGAAUGUCCAGGUCCGGAACUUCGGCCUUUGCGGCGCCACAGCGCUGCGCUUUGCAGACGUGCCGUACUGGGAGGCCCGCAAGCUGGAGGAUGUGCGCGUGUGGCGCCCUCACUUCCUGGUCACCAUGUUCGGCACCAACGAUGCCAAGAUCUCCAACUGGGACGCACAGAGCUUCGAGCAGGACUACCGUGACUUUUGCGUACAAUUCCUGCAGCGCAUGGAACCCCGCCCGGAGAUUCUGCUGGCGCUACCGCCGCCAGCCUACGAGAACGACUUGGAGAUCCAGCAGGAUGUGGUGAACACCCACCUCCCCUCCGCCAUCCAGCGAGUGGCGGAGGCUGCGGCAAGUGUCAUCAACACGCCCAUGGAGGAGCAGGCGAGAAGAGGCAGAACCACUGUCCCUCCCGAGCUGCUGGCGCGCGCCAGCGUUCUGGACACCUUCGCACUUCUGGGAGGGGAGAAGCUGUCGAGACCUGGCUACUUCGCCGACGGCAUCCAUCCAAACGAGCGAGGCACAAAGCUGCUGGGCUUGAGCAUCUUUGCAGAGCUCCGGGCAAAGGUCUCCAAGUACCUGCGCAAGCGCGCCGACGAGGCCGCCAAGGAGGUCCCAGAUAACCCGCUGGGGCUGUAGGUUUAGGAGUUUUGGAAGUCGAGGUCCUUGUCAGACCGACUACCCCACGAAAGCAAG
This is a messenger RNA of Effrenium voratum, 2504 nucleotides long. Lineage: Eukaryota; Dinophyceae; Suessiales; Symbiodiniaceae. The record is from the annotation of a GenBank genome assembly.